AUGGAGCCGUCGAAGGAAUUUCCGGGGAUUCCACUCAACUUUGAAGAUCUCAAUGUGUUGCCCGACCCGUUCGACGUAAGGUGUCUAUCAGUGUUGAGCGGAUAUCAUUCGAAAACAUUUUUCGAAUGAUAUGUGAUCAACUGACGAAUGUACAAUAAAGUGAACUCUUCCGUUGCUUUCUUUUGCUCAAAACUGGUGCAGAUUACUCAAAGUAUGAAGAUUACUCAAAGUCCCGCCCAACUUUACAGACCUCUUCGGACAAAAUGCUCACUCUGCAGAACCAUUCAAAAGUGGCCGUUCUGUUCAAGGUCUGUCACCAAUUUGUCCAUUUUGAGGAUGAGAAUUCGGAUUUGAUAGGUGAAAUGCACGAGCAACGCCCGGCUCAAGAUCGAGGAGUGCGCCGACGUGCUACGUCCGGGCAACGAGACGACGGUGCCGAUUACGAAGUUGUCGGGAGACGUGGCGAAGGACAAGAUUUACGUGAUUUACACGUUGGUCGGAAAACAGUGGCACGACGAGAAAAUGUCCGCUUAUCGGUCAGGGGAACAUUCUCGAAUUCUAGAAGCACUGACCGACUUUCAGAUGUUGGGAACGUGUCAAAAAACAGGCGAUCGGCACCAGAUGUAUCACUAUUUCAGUGGGGAAGGAGUCGAAAAAGAAGAAAAAGAAAGAGACGAAGGAGGAGGAGAAAAAGGAAAAGUCGAAGGAUGAGGACGAAAAUCGAAAGGAUCGGAAUAAUCGGAAAGAGGAGAGAAAGGAUCAGAAGGAUCGGACCAAGAGCGAGGAUUAG
Molecule: messenger RNA, 790 nt
Organism: Caenorhabditis sp. 36 PRJEB53466
Lineage: Eukaryota; Metazoa; Nematoda; Chromadorea; Rhabditida; Rhabditidae
Source: the annotation of a GenBank genome assembly